AACAGAACCUUGAGGUCGUAAAUAAUAAUGUCAGUAGUAACUUUAACACAAGAAUCUCAUAAGAAUCCAGAUCCAUUUAGAGUUAAGUAUGAGGAUGCAAAUUUGGUUCUCGGACCUAAACCUAAAAUUCCGAUCAAUGAUGAAUUACCCGUGAUUGAGACAAGUUCAAAAGUAGCAAUUAUAGGGGCUGGAUUUGGUGGUAUGACUGUAGCUCAUUCAUGUUUGACGAAAUUGAAUAUAGAUGAUUUUGUAAUGUUUGAUAAGCAUGAUAACUUUGGUGGUACUUGGUAUGUUAAUACCUAUCCAGGAUGUGCUUGUGAUAUUCCUGCCUUAUGGUAUUCAUUUUCAUUUGAAUUGAACAAUAAUUGGAGUCGUAUUCAACCUCCUCAAUUUGAGAUGGAGGAAUACAUUCUUAAAGUUGCUGAAAAGUAUAAUUUACAAAAGUAUGCCAAGUUCAAAACAGCAGUUACUCGUUUAGAAUAUAACGAUGAAGCAGCAAAUUGGACUAUGUACAUACGUGAUUUGACUAAUGGACAAUUGAUUAAACAUACAGCAGAGAUUGUUACUUCUUGUCAAGGUAGUUUGGUUAAUCCAAUUCAUUAUAAUGCUAAAGGUUUAGAAGACUUUCAAGGAGUAUAUAUGCAUUCUGCUGUUUAUAAUCAUGAUGUAUCUUUGGAAGGUAAGAAUAUUGCAGUAAUUGGUAAUGGUUGUUCAGCUAAUCAACUAGUUCCAAAUAUAUUAAGCAAUUAUAAGCCAAAGUCUGUCACUCAAAUUUUCAAAUCAAAGCAUUAUAUUAUGCCACCAGUUCCUAGAGCACUUCAAUGGUUGUACAGGUUUUUGUCCUUCUCGUUCUUGGGAUUGACUCUUGUUAGACUAUUAACCAUUGCAAUUGCUGAAGCCAGGUUUCCUCUUUAUAAGGGAAAUGGAAUCUUUUCAAACAUUGUUCGCCGGAUUAACACAAGAUCUUCCAGAAAUUAUAUUCAAAAGCAAGCUCCUAAAAAGUACCACGAUUUACUUACUCCUGAUUUUAAGAUUGGUUGCAAAAGAAUGAUUUACGAUUACCAAUAUGUUCCCUCAUUACAUGAUGAAAGAGUUACAAUUACUGAUGAUGCUGUAGACCAUAUUACGAAAGAUUCUAUAGUAUUCAAAAAUGGAAAGGAAAAGAAAGUUGAUAUCAUUAUCGCUUGUACAGGUUAUGAUGUGAAUAAGAGUUACCAAAACUACGAAAUCAUUGGUCGUAAAGAGAAAGAUGUAGGUAAAAUCUGGGCAAAUGAUGGAGGUAGUGCUUAUCAAACUGUUUUAUUAAGAGAUGCACCAAAUCUUUUCUUUAUUGCUGGACCAAAUUCUGCUACUGGACAUUCUUCCGUUGUUAUGGCAAUUGAAAACGGUUGUACAUACUUUGAAAAGUUAAUCAAGCCAGUAUUAGCUGGUAAAUAUAAAUCAGUAUGUGUAAAGACAGAGAAAUACAAACAAUGGUAUGUUGAUACACAAAAUGAAUUACACAAUUCAGUUUUUGGUACUGCCUUUGGUGGAUGUGUUUCUUGGUAUGGAGAUGGUCAUGUCAACUCGUCAACUUAUCCAUACUCUCAGAUAAGAUUCUGGUGGGAAAUGACCCAUCCUCGUUAUAAGGAUAUAGACUACGAACCUUUAGAUAACAAAUAGAGUUAUAAAGCAUCAGUAAAUCCACAAAUUUGAUGGGUAAUAAAUAUUACGUAAUGUAAAUAUAUAUUAUAACAAUCU
Molecule: messenger RNA, 1740 nt
Organism: Scheffersomyces amazonensis
Lineage: Eukaryota; Fungi; Ascomycota; Pichiomycetes; Serinales; Debaryomycetaceae
Product: flavin-containing monooxygenase
Exons: 1
Coding region: 28-1662 (544 amino acids)
Molecular function (GO): flavin adenine dinucleotide binding; N,N-dimethylaniline monooxygenase activity; NADP binding
Source: RefSeq, a predicted model, not a curated record